GUCAGUGUUAGAUUUUCUGUGUUCUUUGUGUCCUUUAUCCUCGAGUCGCAGCCGCCUCCUCAUCCAGCUCCUGAGAAGAAUGUGACACUUAGUGCAUUUUUUCCACAUGCCUCCACUAAGACAUUCCUGAAGCUUCGUUUCCCCCACAGGCAGUGACAAAGGGCACAGAAUUGCAUCUUUGAGUGAGAGGCACGGCCGGAAUCUGUGUUUUCACACUCUGAAGGCAAAAGUAUGGAAGCCCGUGUCUUCUGAUUGGAUCAGCCCUCCAGAUGUCUUUAUGUGUUCUGUCCAAGUAUUUUUUUAGAAUAGUUCUGUCGGGAAAAUCAUAGGGGACUUUCUGGUUUUGAAGAGCUGAGUGGUGUUUUAAUACUGUUAUGAGGUGUGCUACACAUUCUGCUUCAUUACAGUUCACUUCCUGUCCACCCUGGUCCAGGGAGGAGUAGAAAGAGAAGUUUUUUCGGACUGUUCAGAGAAUAGAUAUGAAAGGAAUAACAAUUGAAACCUUUCAACAUGUGUAUAAAAGACACAAAAUGUGUCAUAAACACAUUUUUCUAAAUUCAUUACAGUGCGUUACGUGUCAUUCUUUGAGCUGGCAGAUCUUUCAGCUGUGUAUGAGAAACAUAACAGAGUAGUUGCAAUUUAGUAUAAUCUGUUUAAAAUACAUGUUCCUCCCUCUCUUUGAACAAUCUGUCCAAAAUGCAAUCCAUUCAUGUGGGAUUUUGCCUGUACAGCCCUGAGUGGGAAUCAGUAGUUUCUUUGUUCGUCACUAUGGAAACAAGUCAGCCUAUCCCCGACGGCUGUCAGAUCUCGCAGGCUGCCGCUGCCAUCCACUCGGCCACAGCUCUUCCCGCUGGGAGCCCAGCCAUGCAGGACCUGCCCCGGCGGUGCUCGGCCCUGCCCUUCCUCAGCGCCUUCUUCCAGGGCCGCCGGCACUCAUCCUCGGACCCCAUCCCGCAGCAGGGCCGGCGCGGCUCGGCCGCCCAGACGCUCUCCUCGGCCUCCCUCCAGGUGAUGGUGGCAGUGGCCUCUGUCAGCUGUGCCGAAAGAAACCCAACUUGCCUCCAGAGAAAAAGAAAUUCAGGACGUCCGACACCGAAGUAUACAAAAGUCGGAGAGCGUUUGCGGCAUGUGAUUCCUGGACACAUGGCCUGCUCCAUGGCGUGCGGUGGCAGAGCGUGCAAGUAUGAAAACCCGGCCCGCUGGAGUGAGCAGGAGCAGGCCAUUAAGGGGGUCUACUCGUCAUGGGUCACUGAGAAUAUCCUGGCCAUGGCUCGCCCGUCCACAGAGCUCCUCGAGAAGUAUGGCCUCAUUGAGCAGUUCCAAAGUCAUGGCAUAAAAACAGUCAUCAACCUGCAGCGCCCUGGCGAGCAUGCCAGCUGUGGGAACCCUCUGGAACAAGAGAGUGGCUUCACAUACCUUCCUGAAGCUUUCAUGGAGGCUGGCAUUUAUUUCUACAAUUUUGGAUGGAAGGAUUAUGGUGUAGCAUCACUCACCACCAUCUUGGAUAUGGUGAAGGUGAUGACAUUUGCCUUACAAGAAGGAAAAGUAGCGGUCCAUUGUCAUGCAGGGCUUGGUCGAACAGGCGUUUUAAUAGCAUGUUACUUGGUUUUUGCAACAAGAAUGACCGCUGACCAAGCAAUUAUAUUUGUUCGGGCAAAGCGACCCAAUUCCAUACAAACUCGAGGACAGCUGCUCUGCGUCAGGGAGUUUACUCAGUUUCUGAUUCCUCUUCGCAAUAUAUUCUCUUGCUGCGACCCCAAAGCGCAUGCCGUGACUUUAGCACAGUAUCUUAUUCGCCAGCGGCAUCUGCUUCACGGGUAUGAGGCCCGACUCCUGAAACACGUACCCAAAAUUAUCCACCUCGUCUGCAAAUUGCUGCUGGACUUAGCCGAGAACAGGCCAGUGGUGACGGCAGAGGUGGCAGAAGUGCCCAGCCUGUCCGCUGAGAUUGAGAAGACGGUUUCUGAGAUGAUCACCCUGCAGCUGGAUAAGGAGUUGCUGAGGCAGGGCAGCGACGCAUCCGACUGCUUCCCCGCCACCGCGGUGGCCACGGAUUUUGAGAAUCAGGAUGUGAUUCUUUCCAGCGAGCAAGGGAUUGACCCUCUCUGGAAGAGGCGGAAUGUCGAGUGCCUUCAGCCCCUGACUCACCUGAAGAGGCGACUCAGCUACAGUGACUCAGAUUUAAAGAGGGCCGAGACGCUUCUGGAACACGGGGAGACUCCGUGGACGGGGCCUGCCCAGGCCUUGCUUGGCCGUAACCCCAGGCCGCAGAAGCCCGUAAGCCACUGUUACACCCCCCAGUCUCCACAGCUUGAGCCAAGUAAGGAAACACUUGUCCGAAAUACAUUCUCUUUCUGGAAUCAGGCGAAAUUUGGAGGCCUGGAAGGACUCAAAGAUGAGGAGUCACCGCUUUUCCAUAGGGAGACUGUUGCAAAGGAAGUACAGCGGAGUCGAACCUUCUCUUCGGGUGUUUCAGGUUUAUACAACCCUAGGGAGCCAGUUACACCGAACCUUGCAGAUACCCCGACGGAAUCAGACAGUUCUCCCCAGCAAGUGCCCCGCUGUCAGUAUGAAACUCCCACUGGUUGCUGCUCCGACACGCCCCGCAGGCCCCUGGACUGUGGCUUCAGCCCCAAAGCACCCUUUUCCGGCGGACGCAGCCAAGCCCAGGACAGCAGAGAUGUGUCCGCAGCUGCUGCACACAGUGUUGUGCAGUCUGGACUGAGUGCCGAAGCCAGGAGAGUACUGGCAGCCAAAGCCCUGGCAAGCUUAGAUGAGUUGGCAGAGAAGGAGGAGGUGAAGAGGAAGGUAGAAAUGUGGCAGAAAGAACUAAAUUCCCGAGAUGGAGCUUGGGAAAGAAUAUGUGGCGAAAGGGACCCUUUCGUCCUGUGCAGUCUCAUGUGGUCCUGGGUGGAGCAGCUGAAGGAGCCCGUGAUCACCAAACAGGACGUGGACACGCUGCUCGGCAGCCGCGCGGACACCGCGGACGCGCUGUCUCUGCUAGAGAAGGGCCAGCACCAGACCAUUCUCUGCGUGCUGCACUGCAUUGUGAGCCUGCAGGCGAUCCCUGCUGACGUGGAGGAAGCCAUCCUCACCCGCGCCAUUAAAGCCUUCACCAAGGGGGAUCCUGAUAGAAAGUUCAACCUAGCAGUUGUCCAAAUCCAGCUUUGAAAAGGUUGGGAGACAUUUAUGGCCAUUUGCCCUGUACACAUCUUAUGAACAGAGAGCCUGGCCACUCUCGUUCUGCGCCAGCUCUUCAAGGAGGCUGUACAGCAGCUGCUUCCAGUGUGACAAGGGUCCUGUUUCCCUUCAGCCAGAGCUUCCCAGGCCUGCGACCCCUCAGCAAACACUGGGGUCACCUGCACUCGGAAAGACUAGCUAGGAUGCAGAGCCCCUGCUUGUGUGGCCCACAACUCUUUGGGGGACGGGGGGCUUGGAGGGCGAGGACAACCGUGUGAUUGUGACACACAUGCUGUCUGGUGUCAUAGAGUUUUUUGUCUCUGACCCGGCUGUCUUGUGUCCACAAACAUGUUGGCCAGGCCCAGACCCUCUGCAGCACUGCCCAGGGAGCCACAGUUUCUGUUGGAGUGGGAGUGGGCAGACGAGUGGGAAUUGCUCUGCUUCUCUGUCCUCCUGUCACUCGACCCUGCAGCCUGCUGAACUUGGGCCAACAGCCCAAAUACAGGGACUCAGUGUGUCCCCACUCUAGAGCAAAGCAACGAACUUCCAUGAAAGAUCUCUUUGGCCAGCAAACACGUUAAUUUUGACUCUGAAAAUGGACCAGUAGUUUACAACACCCUAAAGAAAAUAUUUAAGCACACACUGGAAGAAAACAGGAAAAUGAUGA
Molecule: messenger RNA, 3847 nt
Organism: Mustela lutreola (European mink)
Lineage: Eukaryota; Metazoa; Chordata; Mammalia; Carnivora; Mustelidae
Gene: PTPDC1
Product: protein tyrosine phosphatase domain containing 1
Exons: 10
Coding region: 697-3171 (824 amino acids)
Biological process (GO): cilium assembly; protein dephosphorylation
Molecular function (GO): protein tyrosine/serine/threonine phosphatase activity
Source: RefSeq, a predicted model, not a curated record